Solanum dulcamara is the source of this 2391-nucleotide messenger RNA. RefSeq lists its product as uncharacterized. The record is from RefSeq and is a predicted model, not a curated record. NCBI's taxonomy places the organism in Eukaryota, Viridiplantae, Streptophyta, Magnoliopsida, Solanales, Solanaceae. The transcript is spliced from 18 exons. The coding region runs from base 158 to 2116 and encodes 652 amino acids.
AAAAACAAGAAAGACAAUAAAAAUAGAAGUUAUUUUAAUGAAGCAAUCAUAGGUUUAUAUGUCCUGUCUCUGGCAAGAAAAGAGUGAAAUCAACAAUCUGUUCUUGGCUUUCUAGGGUUCUCAACUUUAAUUCAUUCGAACUGGAGCCAUCAAAGCCAUGGACGGAAAUUUGAACGAUAAUGCAUCUUUGUGUGCUCGGAUUAAAGAAUUGGAGCGUGAGCGUGAUGAAUUGCAUAAAGAUAUUGAACAACUAUGCAUGCAACAAACUGGAUCUAGCUAUAUUGGGAUGCCUACUCGUGUGCCUCUUCAUAGGAUAGCUGGGUUGGAGCAGGAGACUGAAAACUUGAAAAAGAAACUAGCUGCUUGCACACUAGAAAAUCAGAAUCUUCAAGAAGAGCUGUCAGAAGCUUAUAGCAUCAAAGGUCAACUGGCUGAUCUACACAGUGCAGAAGUUUCCAAGAAUACUGAAGCAGAAAAGCAGCUUAAAUUUUUUCAAGGUUGUGUUGCUGCUGCAUUUUCUGAGCGGGACCAUGCCGUGAUGGAGGCUGAAAGGGCUAAGGAAAAAGAGGAGCUUAUGUCGAGAGGAUUUCAUGAACUUCAGCAGAGGAUUGAAGAGCUAAACUGUGAUUUACUUGAAGAGAAAAUAUUGACGGUUACUUUGCAGAGUGAUAUGGAUGGGGAAGAGAGGUUGGAUGAGUCUUUCAAGGAGGUUGUUCAUAAGUUCUAUGAGAUCAGACAGCAGUCAUUGGAGGAGGAUAUUGAAGAUGUGUCCUGGGAAGACAAAUGUGAGUGCCUCCUGCAUGAUUCGUCUGAAAUGUGGACUUUCAGAAAUCCCGAGGAAACAUCCACCUCUAAGUACAUUAGUGCUCUGGAAGAACAAGUGGAGACACUGCGAAAAUCUUUGGAUAAUCUUCAGAACAAGCUACAAGUAGGUCUUGAAAUAGAAAAUCACUUGAAGAAAAAAGUGCGCGCCUUGGAAAAACAGGAAAUUCUUUCAGAAGAGAAACUCAGGGCUCAAUUAUCGGCAUUUCGCCACCAUCAUUCUCAGCAUAGACUUAAUAUAAUGAGCUUACUUGAUGAGGGAUUUUCUCAUAUUAAAUCAGCUAUGAACAUGGUGGAAGAAAAGCUCAAGGACUGCAGCACGAGUGAGAGAGACAUACAUUCUUCUCAAGUGAAUGAUUUAAAGUUCAAUGAACUUGAAUGUCAAGGUGUUCGGAUAAACAAUGAUGAUGGUUCAGAUUUGAUCUUUAAGAGGAAUCAGCCUAGCUUGACAACUACCAUUACUGUUGGAAAUAGUGAUGCUUCUAAGGCCCUUGCUGUGGCACUAAACGAGAAGGUUGAAACUUUAUUACUUCUCUCACAACAAGAAGAAAGACACUUGUUGGAGAGGAAUGUCAAUGCAGCUCUGCAGAAAAAAAUUGAGGAGCUCCAGAGGAACUUACUACAAGUUACAAAUGAGAAGGUCAAAGCUCUCAUGGAGUUGGCACAGAUGAAGCAGGAAUAUCAAUUAUUGCAAGAGAAAGUUAAUCAGGCCUCUAGACAAGGAAAAUCUCUUGGUGAGAUUGCAGUGAAAAGGACUCUUCAGGAAAAAGAUGGAAGAUUGAAAAAUCUGCUGAAAACUAGUUAUUUGAGACGCUGGACUGGUACACAAGAUUCAGAUGGAAAUGAUGCUGACACUCAUCGAGAUUCUGAAGCAAAUUUUGCUGAUAGGAGGGCUACCAAUAACAUGGAUUUUGCUAGGAUGAAGAUAGAGAAUGCAACUCUAAAAGAGAGCUUAGAAAGUAUGGAGCAUCUAAUUCGUGCAGUUAGGAGGCUUCACCUUUCACUUAUAAAGUUUAAGGAGCCAUCUGCAUCCAAAGGUAUGGAGAACUGCUCCUUGGAGUCAUUGGACAAUAUUAUUAACGAGGCAAGUCGGUUAAAAACUGCACUUGGAAUCUCCCUCCCUCUUAGUUGGUCAGUAGAGGCAGCUUCGGGAUCAUUCAGCAAACGUGUUGAAGAGGAGAUAGAUAAUGGACAGUCUACACAUGAAAACAUGAACUUUGUCUCUGCUGCUGGAUUUGAGAUGGUUGAGCUUCUGGUGUUUGUUGCACAGCUAUUGAAAGAGUACAGAUGUUGAUGCAAAGGAGGUUUUUGUUGAAUUGGAGUAUGGUUGAAAGUUGUUUCAUGUAUAGUUUCUCUGGAUGUUGGUCGAUCUUCAUACAAAUUUUGUUGUUGUAACAUAGCUAUACUAUUAGAAGCUUUCUCGAAUCACUGCUCAGUUAUCUUUUUUAACAUAUACAAAGAUGAAUUUUUGCUGGAUAAAUCAACUAUUUUUGAUGUGGGAGAGACAAAUGAAAUUUGAAAAAGAUGAAGAUCAUUCAAAAUGAUAAUCAAACUUGCGUCUUUUGAUUA